Molecule: messenger RNA, 690 nt
Organism: Oikopleura dioica
Lineage: Eukaryota; Metazoa; Chordata; Appendicularia; Copelata; Oikopleuridae
Source: the annotation of a GenBank genome assembly
AUGGGAGGCCAGCAAGGGAAAUUUGCCGGAGGCGUCGGUAGAGAUUUUUUCAGAAGACCGCUGAGGAAGGAUGCGAGAGUGGGAGCGCCUGAUUAUCUCAAGAGAUUUACCAGACAUGACUUCUACUGGGGUUUCGGAAAGCUGCCGAUGUUCGUUGUUGGAGGAUAUUUCUUAUCGAACGCAUACUGGGAACGAUAUUCCAAUGCAGCUAUAGAUUACAAGACAAACAAGGAAUUCUUCGAUAGAAAUCGUCGACUAGCGCAAAUUACCGGUGACGACCGACCACUGCUGGACAGACCAUUUGCGCUAGAAAAGGCGAUAAAGAAGGCACAAGUUCGAGCGUUUCUCGCUGGCGAUCCAGUUUACGAAGAAGCUUUUCACAGAAUCUACCUCGACCGCGCUUGGUGGAAAACGUAUUGGUAUCUCAAUCAGAUAAAUCCGGAAGACCACGAAUUUCUUCCGAUCCCGUAUCAUCAUAGAGCACCAGACGGCAAAUUUACUUUUCAUGAAGAGAAACUUAAUUAUAGAAAGAAAAGUAUAGCUGAGCGAGGAAGGCUGGACAUAACAAACGAAGAACGAGCAGAAUUCAUGAAAAAGUAUAAUUACGAUACCGGCGAGCUUCGUCCUUACUCUGGAAAAGUUCCUGCAGUUCAAAAACUUGUGCGGAAUAAUAUGGGCGCCGAUAUUUAA